Messenger RNA from Nematostella vectensis (starlet sea anemone), 4117 nucleotides. RefSeq lists its product as uncharacterized. The transcript has 7 exons. Gene Ontology annotation, molecular function: RNA polymerase II cis-regulatory region sequence-specific DNA binding; DNA-binding transcription factor activity, RNA polymerase II-specific. Lineage: Eukaryota; Metazoa; Cnidaria; Anthozoa; Actiniaria; Edwardsiidae. Bases 703 to 2517 code for a protein of 604 amino acids. Gene Ontology annotation, biological process: regulation of transcription by RNA polymerase II; anatomical structure development. The record is from RefSeq and is a predicted model, not a curated record.
GACAUAAGACACAGUUGUAUUGUCCUCAGAAAAAUGCUUAUUGCACUUGCAAGAUAAAAAUUGUUUUAAUGAUAUUAUUUUGCCUAAGAGGUCAUGAUAUUGAAGUGGAGUAGUCCUCUUGUCCUCAGUCACAACUAGAUCGUAAUUGCCUGGCAUUUCGUGAUAAUGAGGUUGCUUAGCCUUCUUGCCACUAUUGGCAAUCCUAUCUGUUCGAUAAAAUGUUUUACAAACAUGAAUCUAAAUUCCGCUGUAUGGUAAAAUUACCCCGCUGCUCGAAGGAGUCAAUAUUUUCCGAUAGCGACUUGUUGUAGGAGUCAAAUAUUUUCGGAUGUCGACUUGUGGCUCCUGGUGCCGGUACUCAGUGAUUUCCAAGACCUGCGCUGUGCUACCCUGUCCAUUGUUCUCUUGCCCAUAUAUGGGCAUUAGUAAGCAGCCCGUUUGGCUAGUGGUAAAAGUCUUCAAUUGUUAAGGAGAGGAUUGAAAGCCACUGCUUCACCGGCAUGUCCCCCGCGAUGACAAGCGAGAAAUUGAAAAUGGUACACUGACCUUGGGGAAACAGAAACUAUGAUAUUUUAUUCGGGGAUAUCGUUAGAUUUUGGACUUAAAGCUGAAUUGAUAGGAAAAUGGGCUUUCUCUCCGACAGAAUUCUAGACGGGGGAAAAAAAGGGAAGAAAUAUUGAGCAAUUAAUUUCUUCCUGGAGUAUGCCUCAUAGAGGUCCUGGUGGGGUGAACCAGCUCGGAGGUGUAUUCGUCAAUGGCCGACCACUUCCCGACUACAUGCGCCAUCGCAUCGUAGAGCUCGCUCAUUGCGGCGUCCGACCCUCGGAGAUCUCUCGGCAGCUCCUCGUGUCCCAUGGAUGCGUCAGUAAGAUCCUCGGCAGGUAUUAUGAAACAGGUUCGGUGCGGCCCGGCGCUAUCGGCGGCAGCAAGCCGAAGGUUGCCACACCCAAGGUGGUGUCUAAGAUCUUGGAGUACAAAGACAAAAAUCCUUGCAUCUUCGCCUGGGAAAUCAGGAACAAUCUGCUGGCGGACGGCGUCUGCGAUAAAACGAACGUCCCCAGCGUCAGCUCAAUCAACAGAAUACUCAGAAACUCGGCGGCCGAGAAAGAGGCGAGAGCGGUACACGAGCAAGUGAAACAUGUACAACACCUUCAGCAACAAAUAGCGCUACAACCACAACUAAACGGCUACCCGUCCCAGAUCAACUUCAGCUUCCCCCAAACAGCAGCUGUAACCCUACCACAACAAAUCCAACACCCAACUCAACUCUCUCAACAACCACAACAACCCGAUCCUCCCCCCACACACAAGCCACAUUCUGCACCUCCGCCACCCGUGAAAACUCCACAAGAAAUCGUCACCCCUACAGCGCACGCAGGGAAGUCACCAAUGGAGAAUGGACACAAACCAGACGACCUGAGCAUCAAAUCCGAACUUGAGACCUCCCACGACAAGUCACAGGCAAAUAGAUCAAUUGACGAAGACCGGAAACGGAAGUCGGACGAGUUGGUCAGUGUUAAAGGCGACUCAGAGGAGGAAGGACUAGAAAACGUGGAAAAUACGGACGUGAACGGUAACGAGGGCCCAGAAGCGAAAAAGCGGAAGGUGAUUUACCAGGAGAACAGUGGACUUGCACAGAAUGUAGACGCAAAAUCCGAGACAGUCAGUCCCGUCUACACGCGAGUAAGUCCCACAUGGAUCAAGUACAACUCAGUUAUACCUAGCGGCUUUGCCAUCGCAGGGGGAAUAAAUGGGCUUGGGCCCAUCACGGAUAUGAACGGGAUCAACAUGAACGGGUUCAACGGGAUCCCGAAUGGGAUCGGCACCGUGAACGCGAUCCCAAACUCCAUGGCGGCCCAGAUGAACGGAAUCGCAGGAAUGAAUGGAAUCGGGAAUGGAAUGGGGAAUGGUAUAGGGAUCAUGAAUGGCAACAUGAAUGGGAUGGCUGGGAUAAGCGCGCUUGCAAAUCUUAGCUGUCAGGCAAUGAACGGAUUCAACGGCUUAAAUGGAAUGAACGGGAUUCAUCAGAUCAACGGGCAAGUGGGCAACACAGGUUACCCGCAUAGCAUAGAGCACGACAGAGCGGUCAACCAGAACCAAAUGAACACGCAAAACGGUCACACUGAAAACCUGCAGUGGUCUCCGUCGUAUCCGGUGGUGUGCAUUUCCGAUUCCUCUAAUUCCACCGGGAUGACACAGACCAAUGGGCUUAACAGGCAGGAGCAUUACCAGCCACACCACAUAACUUUCCAAUUUGCCGGCGCGCCGAGACCGGAAAUACAUACCACUAACGGAAAUACCACCACCACUUCCGUUUUCGCACCAAUUACUACAAGUGGUCCAAGAAUCUCCACACUUCCGGUAGGCAGCCACCUGACCAAUGGGGUCCAAACGAUGCAGUUCACUCGACCAAUGACGACAGAAUUCACGCAGCCAAUAAUGAAGCUUGUAGCGCCCGCGACAUUUUUACCGCUGAGACCCUCAAUGUCCGCCCUUGAUACACUGACCCAGGGCUGAGUAACCAGGCACGAUGGUCUCCACAGGGUACCCAAGGUUAUGCGCGGAAUGUUAACAUAUCCUCUACUGAAAAAUUCGUAGGUAUUCUACUGAAUCCUACUGAAAAGUAUUGGCUUAAUAUCACGUGUUAAUCUCAUAGGGAAUGUCGUCCUAUGGAAAUAAACCAUUUAAAUCAACCACUUUAUAGUGGUUAAAGAUCAAGGAAAAUUAAUACAACGAUUAAUCUAAUCAAUUUAAGAAUUCAUUAUUGACGAGGAUUUAUGAUUGUAAAUCUGAACAAUCAAUCAUUGCAAAUCUUACCAAAAGUAGUUAACCCAAAUAUGUAGAAUAUUUCUAGCAAAUCCAGAGUAGGCUAUUCCUACCUUAACUUGUAUUUAUCAAAUCGUGUAUUUAUGUUAAUAUCUUAUUAUACCCGACUCGUGAUUUUGCAUCAUUUGAAUAAGCUUAAUAUUAUAAUAGCAUUGUUAUAUAAAACACCUGUAGAGUUGUGUUGAAAACCAUUUUUAUUCAAAACCAAGCUUUAGCGAUUAUGUUAGCUAAUCUGAAUGAUGAAUGGCUUCAAAUAAGCGCAAUUGCUGAUGGUGAAGGCCGUUGACUAUUAGAUUGAUUUCAAUAUAAACAGAGGCACUCUAUAUCACAAGGAAUCGUGUAUUACGUUGUUUGAUCCUCGGUAACAGUAACCAGAGUAACCGUAUUCGACCAUCGCCUCUGGCGUAAAACAUUGCGGACUUAGUAUUAAAUUAUGCGUAAGAUUUAAAGAAAACAAAGUCUGUCACUUCAGACUCGUUAUAGUAGAACGGUAGAAUUGCGAGUUAGUUACCUUCGCAAUCUAUUUUCUUAUUAGUUAUUUGUUCAGUGAUAAGCUACUUGUUUGAUCGAGUUGAGUUUGAUCGCAAAACGCAAUACCAUUAACAUUUUUUCUAGAACAAAUGUAUAAAAGGUAUAACCAAAAUAUGAUGAUUAUUCGCAUUGUAAAGUCUGAAAAGAGUCGCGCGAUUUAUCAUAAUUGUUUUCUCGUUUACAAAAAGGUUACGGGCUCAGAUCGGUGCUCCAUCUUCCGUUAUAUUUUAAAUGUAAAAUUAGUUUUAAAAAGUCUAAAAUGGCGUUUAUCGUGCUUUACUAUCCAACUUUUCAUCGAUUUGUUAACAAUAUCGCUCCAUGCCCAUAUUACUAUGGUGAUGUAUUCACUCGCGGUGGAAUCUCUAUAUAAAAAACUAUUGUAUCUAUUCAUACGCUUAAAAAGAAUUUAUUUUUCCAUACUAUAACAAUAACGCAUAAAUCCCAAACUACUUUGCUUGAUAAGGGGCAGCUUGUAUUCAAGGUUUAAAUUUGCGAAGUUUUGACUACAAACACAAUAUUAACUUUUUUCUAUACUCGAUAUUCCAAUGACAAGCACCAUACCCCUUUAAAAAUCUUUAUGCCGCUUUUGAUCGAUAAAAAUGGCAAUCUAAAAAAAAACGCGGCAUUUGGAUUCGUAGUUUUAGAUGAAAAUUAGCGCCUGUAUCCGAAUGUUUGUAGUCAAAAUCAAUGUAUGUAAAUGACAAGUGAAAUAUUUCUUGUACCCUGCUAUCAACAAAUGAAAUAAACCAGAUUAUGCGAA